AUGAGAUCUUAAGAGCUUAAUGAUAUAAACAACAAUGCUAAUCAAUUCAUGCCAGAUCCACUAAUGAGCUCUAUCAAAUCUUAGGAUAGUAACCAUUUGCUCUAUAGUAUGAUCAAUGACUUGAAGUCUUAAUUCUAGGAGUUAAGGACUAGCAUGAGCUUUGAAGUUGAUGUACUUAGGUAGAAAAUAACAAUAUUGGAGUAAAGUAACAAAUAUUUGAGGGACAUUUAGGAGUAGAUUAUUGAUAAUUAGAGGAAUUUUUUAGAUGCACCUAAUCAUAGAUUCUCAAUGGAAAAUAUAGAUGACGAAUAUAAAUCGAAGAAAAGACAAAUUAAUGAGUUGAGCAUUAAUCUAGAUGUGCCUCCAACGCUUCAUUUAAAUCUUAAAUAAUUAAGUUCUCAAAACUAAACUUAGCUGUAGCUUUUGAAAGAUCUUAAGAAGGAAAUGAAUGAUCAGUACUUAAACAAAUCUCAUACCAUAUAAAAAGUUAAUGACAAAAUGCAAGAAUAAAAGCAGCAUUAAUAGUAGUAAUAGCAGCACACACUUCACAAUUAAAAACAUCAUAUUCCAGCAAAGAAUAAAAGCAGAGAACAUACAGCUAAUAUCAAGAGACCUAUUACAUCCUUAAGAGACCCUAAACAAUAAAAAGCAUAUUAAAACAUUAUAUCACCUCAUAGCAAGUAUGAAGAUACAGAUCUAGAAAGCACACUCUAAGUUGGUCUGCUAAAUAACAAAGCCAACACCCCAAUAGAAUCUCCAAAUAGAAGUAGAAAAGGAGGGUUUUUAAAUUAAUAAGACAAGGCUUCUAUCACUUCCAGUUCUAAGUACUCAAUCGUAGUAGGCAUGACUCUGUCAGAUAAACUUUAGGGAAACAACAUUCUUAGUCAUCUUUAGAAAUAAACUUUGGCCAAUUAUAAGAAUAAGGGGAUAAUAAGUCAAGUUAAGGAAAAUAAAAGCCAUAAUUAAAGCUAAAAUCAAAGCACUAUUGGCUUGAAUAAAUCAUCAGUAAAGAAACCAGAUUAAGAUGAUUAAUCUUAGAAUAGAGGACUAGAUUAGUCUUCAAUUAUAGACAGUCCUAAAUUCCUCAAUUUUAUAAAUAGCAAUACUACAAGGAAGUAAGAAGAUUAAUAAUCUAACAAUCUUGCCUAAUUUUAUUAACCAAAAGUCUAAUCAACAACUAACUAGAAUUCAUCCUUGCACCAUUCGAGUGUGAAGUUUCAACCAUCUCAACCCUCAGAUGUAAUGGACAAUUACUAAGAUGAAGAUCAUGAGAUUAUUACUGAGAGAGCCAUCAAAAUAAACAUGAAUGACCCUCAAUAAAUUUUGCUAUAAUCUUCCGGCAGAUUGUCCUCUGCUUAGAAUAUAAUCAAGGUUAUUGGGAAAGAGAAUCACAAUCAGAAAUAAACAAAGAACCCACUUCUCAAAAACUAUAUGAACAGUAAACCCUAAAAUCUAAAGUAGAGUAUAAAUAAUGAUAUUGAUGAUGAAGAAUCCAUCGCAAGUGAUGAAUGUGAUGAAAAGAGAUCUUACACUCCUGAACCAAGACAUCUUGAAAAAUUAGCAAACAAAAGUUAAAAUAAUCUUAAUCACAGUAUGAUAGGCAUAAAGGGCAGCUUAAAUACAUCUAUGAGUGGCAUGAUUCCAACUGGAGGAGUAAACUCAGUCUAUAAAUCUUCAAAGAUGGAAUUAAGUCGUUACAUUAGUAAGCAUAAGAGUAAUGUUGACUACUAAAAUAAGUAUAAUGUUAUGGAAUUCGGAGGCUAUAAGGCUUUAAUUGAGCAAAAGGGCAGCAAAUGCUAAUGCAAAAUAAAUGGCUACUCAGAUGAAAAAACUGAACUCUAGGAUAUCCCAAAAAAUGCUUGUGGAAACUAUUGUAAGUUGCUAGGUGCAAGAGAGUAAAGACACAUCCUUUUGGAAUGCUAUCAGAAAGAGCUAGAAAAACCACCAACAGAAAAGAAGCUCAAAAGAUACCUCAUCGAUGCCAGAUGGAUUCGUAAAUGGUGUGAUUUCACUAAUUUUGAUACAAGUAUCAUGAGUAAUUGCUUCUCAGUUUCUACAAAAACUCUUAUAUAAGAUAUGCUUGAAGAUCUUCAAUAACAAUAGUCUGAAAGAACAAUCAGAUUCGAUAGCUCUACUCUUUAUCAAAAGCCAUAAAAGAUAGAUAAUAAUGAACUCUUAGAUCACCAAUACAAGGGCAAUAUCAAGAGACUUAGAGAAAAUUUGGUUGAAAACUAUGAUUUCUUAUCUGUAUCUCCAUUAAUAUGGAUGCAUUUAUACUCUUGGUAUUCAGCUGAUUUCUAGAUUGCAAGGUAUAUGAAGAGAGACAAGUUCAACACAAACUAGUAUACUUUGGAAUUAUACCCCCAUUAAAAACAAGAAAAGCUGAAUUUAUCCUAUAUGGGGCCACAACAAGAUUCAAGUGAGUCAGAGAGUGAAAUCGAUUAGACUAAUAAUAACCGAUAAUUUGACUCUCCUACUCUUGAAUUAAGACAAAGAAAUGUGACUCAAACCAUCCUUCAAAGUAAGGAUCAAAUAAGUAUCUCAAAUCGUAUGUUCCAGCAUAAUAUAGGCAAGAAAAUGAACAAGUUAUCCAAUAAGAGUUAAGAAUUCAUAAGCUUAAAUGACAGUCACAGACAGUAAUGA
Messenger RNA from Stylonychia lemnae, 2643 nucleotides. Lineage: Eukaryota; Ciliophora; Spirotrichea; Sporadotrichida; Oxytrichidae. The record is from the annotation of a GenBank genome assembly.